Molecule: messenger RNA, 2130 nt
Organism: Brachypodium distachyon (stiff brome)
Lineage: Eukaryota; Viridiplantae; Streptophyta; Magnoliopsida; Poales; Poaceae
Product: anaphase-promoting complex subunit 6
Exons: 16
Coding region: 94-1809 (571 amino acids)
Biological process (GO): cell division
Molecular function (GO): protein binding
Source: RefSeq, a predicted model, not a curated record
CUAAAAACAUAAAUAAGAAUCGUCAUUCUUUUUCUCGUGGGAAGAAUUCUUCAUUCUCUUUUAAGGAACUUACACUCGCGAACCCUAGUUCGAAUGUUGGGUACAAAAUCCGGUUUCCCUCCCUCCUCCCCCGCAGCCGCUGCCGCAGAACCGAACCCCAAGCGGAGGAGAGAAGGCGAGGCGGAGGCAGACAUGAGGGAGGAGGCGGUGGAGCGGCUGCGCGGGGUGGUGCGGGACAGCGUCGGGAAGCACCUCUACACGUCCGCCAUCUUCCUCGCCGACAAGGUGGCCGCGGCCACGGGCGACCCCGCCGACGUGUACAUGCUCGCGCAGGCGCUCUUCCUCGGCCGCCACUUCCGCCGCGCGCUCCACGUGCUCAACAACUCCCGCCUCCUCCGCGACCUACGGUUCCGGUACCUCGCCGCCAAGUGCCUUGAGGAGUUGAAAGAAUGGCAUCAGUGUUUGAUCAUGCUUGGGGAUGCCAAAGUUGAUGAGCACGGUAAUGUUGUUGAUCAAGAUGAUGGCAGUGACAUCUAUUUUGAUAAGGAUGCCGAAGAUCACGAGAUCAAUAUAAAGUCAGCUAUUUGUUUCCUACGUGGCAAGGCGUACGAAGCAUUGCAUAAUCGGGAUCUUGCCCGGCAAUGGUACAAGGCAGCAGUUAAAGUUGAUCCGUUGUGUUAUGAGGCCCUCGAAUGCCUUGUUGAUAAUUACAUGUUAACAUGUGAGGAAGAAUCUGAGUUGUUGUCCUCUCUGAAAUUUGGGAAAGAAGAUGGGUGGCUAUCAGCAUUCUACUCAUGUUUGAUUAGGAAGCACGAAAAAGAAUAUGUAGUGGAAGCAAAAUUCAAGGAACUUGAACGAGAAUCUUGCAGCAUAUCUUCUUCAAGUUCUGGCCAAAUGAUGAAAAACAACAUUGAUGUUUUGGCUUGCAAAGCUGAAUACUACCAUCAGAGUGGAGAAUACCAAAAAUGUUUUGAGCUCACAUCUGUGUUACUUGAGAGAGAUCCUUUUCAUUUGAAAUGCACGUUAGUGCAUUUGGCUGCUACAAUGGAGCUUGGUCAUUCCAAUGAUCUUUAUCUUUUGUCAUGCAAUUUAGUGAAGGACUAUCCUCAAAAAGCUCUUUCCUGGUUUGCUGUCGGCUGCUAUUAUUACUGUAUUAUGAAGUAUGAUCAAGCGAGGAGAUACUUUGGCAAAGCCACAGGGUUAGAAGGGACAUUUCCUCCUGCUUGGAUUGGUACUGGUAUUGCUUAUGCUGCUCAAGAGGAAGGUGACCAGGCCAUGGCUGCAUUUAGGACAGCAGCUCGACUAUUUCCUGGAUGUCAUCUCCCAACUUUAUACAUGGGUAUGCAAUAUGUGCGAAUGCAUAAUUUCAAACUUGCAGAGCAGUUCUUCAUGCAAGCGAAAUCCAUCUGCCCAUCUGAUCCACUUAUAUUUAAUGAGUUGGGGGUUGUAGCUUAUAAUAUGAAAGAGUAUCAAAAUGCAGUUCAGUGGUUUGAGUUAACACUGGAUCAUACCUCAUCCUCCCUGAAUGAAAUGUGGGAACCAACAUUGGUGAAUCUUGGACACGCACUGCGGAAACUGAAGAAAUAUGAAAAGGCAAUAUCAUAUUAUGAAAAAGCGCUCACCUUUCCAAUAAAAAGUCUGAGUGCGUUUUCUGGUCUUGCCUAUUGUUACCAGCUUAUGGAUAAUUUUGAGGCCGCUAUAACUUACUACCACAAGGCGCUCUGGUUGAAACCAGAUGACCAGUUCUGCACAGACAUGCUAACAUUAGCUCUUGAGACCAGUUGCCAAAGCACUGCUCGGAGAAAAUAGUUCAGGCUUAAUAGUUGUUUGCAAAUUGCGAUGGGUGCUCUUGAGGCCGGUUGCCAAAGCACUGCUUGGAGAAAAUAGUUUAGGCUUACUAGUUGUUUGCAGAUUGCGAUGGGUGCUGUUGUCCUAACAUCAAAUCCAUUCAUUUGUAGCCAAUUGUUGUAAAGUUGUUAAUGUGCAAUAUGUAAUUGCUCGAAUUCAUUUGUAGCCACCCAGACUAAUUCAGGCUUUCUGCUGUACUGUUUUAUUGAGAUUUUGCUGUCUUUUACUAAUGUAAAUACCGCCAUUUAUUUUCGUCAACAGUAGUAAUGUCCAUUCCUAUUC